AAGUGAAUAUAUUAAACCCUUCGGUAUUUCAUUUUGAACGUAAGAUAAUUAUGCUUAACGAAGCGGCAAUAUUUAAAGAAACGCUGUCCGAUUUAUACACUAUUGUUGACGGGUAAACUACGGUUUAAACUUGCAACACAAAUACGUUCAUACUAUUUUGUGUACAAUUUUGCACAUAGAAGAAGGAUUUUAACUUACUAACAAUACAUUUUAAAUCUGCACAUUGAAUGCAAUGAAAAUGCAGUCCAGAGUAAUUAUAGUAAUUGCUGUGGUCGCAUGUGCUGUUACACUUGCUUUAGGAAUUAUUAUUGGACACUUUGCCAUCGAGAAAGCAGACGACACAGAAGGUCAAGGUGACUCGCAGAAGCUGAACGCCGGAUGUGGCGCUAAAUUUACUGCACCAUGGAAACAAUACAGGGAAAGUUAUUUAGACAACUGUGUGAAGGAGUCGUGCAUGUCGCCAUCGUCUUGCAAUACAGAAGAUCUUCCAAGAACAUUUCUGGCGUACCAUUUGAACGGAAAAACAGUGAAUAUUGAUGGAAAAUUGGAUGACGAAGCAUGGACAGAAAUUCCAUAUUCAGAGACAUUCAUGGAUAUUCGAGGUCCGGAUUAUCCUACGCCCUAUUUCAACACAAGAUUUAAGGUUCGCUGGGACGAUGACCGACUCUAUGUGGGUGCACUAAUGGACGAGACAGACUUCUGGGGUACUUAUACUGUGGACGAGUCGCAAGUUUGGCGGGAAAAUGCAUUCGAGGUGUACGCUGUCCCCGAUGGAAGUAUGCAUAACUACAAGGAGAUGCAAAUCAGCGUACGUAACGUGACCUGGGAUCUUAUGCUGAAAAAGGCAUACAUGGACAAAAGUGAUAUUUGUGACAGAACCUCGGUGGCCGUCAGCAGCUGGGACAGUGACAUGCACAAGGGUACACACACAGACGGGAUUAUUAAUGAUCCGAAUGGCAAAGGAUCGUACUGGAGUGCAGAAUGGUCGUUCUCGUUCGCUCGACUGGCUCAACACACUGACAGACCUAACAACAAGCCUACCCCGGAUGCUGAUGAAGCCUGGUUCUUUAUAUUCGCAAGGCCAGAAUACAAAUUCAAAAUAGUGAACGGGCAAUACAGGAAGGAUGAAGAUGCUCCAACUGAAUGGUGGUCAUGGCAACCAAUGUAUGCUGUGAAUCUACAUUUGCCAAGCAGGUUUGGAUUGGUCCAGUUUAAAAGAAACAUGGAUGAUAAAACAUUUCACUUUAACAAGUGGCAUAUUUAUAGAGCACUGUUUGAGGUGUUUGAAGCAGAACAUAAGUACAAAUCUGUAAACGGGAUGUUUAUUGAUGAUUUGAAGAAAUUGUCAGUGGCGCCAAAAAUUAUGUCGUCAGAGUGCGUCACAAUCACCAUCCAAUCAAACGAUACGUACUUUAGAGCGUCCGUUAAAUCAAAUAUUGACCCGAACAUGCAAACUGGAAACAUACGACCAGAUAGAUAUGUUUGGUUCACUUAGAAACAAGUUCUUUACCGAAUUUCUUGUAAUUUAGCAAUAAUGUUAAGUGUUGCAAUGCGAAUAAAUUUAAUGUAGAUCCAGGCAACUGGACUGUCAAAAGUUGAAUUCAUAUAGCGAAGUAUUCAAUUUAAUAUACGCUUUACAUUAUUAAUUUGAGCUUUUACAGAUGAAUGAUUCAAUAAAUUAGAUUUUAUAAAUAAAAAAAGUGUACAAAUGUCGAUUUCUCCAAUCCUUUUUCUAUCAAAACAAGCGCUUUUUUUG
Ruditapes philippinarum (Manila clam) is the source of this 1756-nucleotide messenger RNA. RefSeq lists its product as uncharacterized. The transcript is spliced from 11 exons. Gene Ontology annotation, molecular function: hydrolase activity, hydrolyzing O-glycosyl compounds; carbohydrate binding. Gene Ontology annotation, biological process: carbohydrate catabolic process. Bases 233 to 1495 code for a protein of 420 amino acids. NCBI's taxonomy places the organism in Eukaryota, Metazoa, Mollusca, Bivalvia, Venerida, Veneridae. The record is from RefSeq and is a predicted model, not a curated record.